AUGCAGGAACCCGCACCGCUCUCCAGCCGUACCUUCCUCCUCCACGGCGUGACCGGUAGCGGAAAGACCGAGGUCUACCUGCGGGCCAUCGCCCACGCCCUCCGCCUGGGCAGAAGGGCAGCGUUCUUGGUGCCCGAGAUCGCCCUCACCCCCCAGACGCUGGAGCGUGUCAACGCCUGGUUCUCGGGACGGGUCGCUCUGCUCCACAGCAAGCAGACAGCCCGCCAGAAGUUCGACCAGUGGUGGGACAUACGCGGCGGGGCCUACGACGUCGUUGUCGGCCCGCGCAGCGCCCUGUUCGCGCCGGUCGAAAACCUCGGCUUGAUAGUCAUAGACGAGGAGCACGAGUGGACCUACAAGCAGGACGAAUCAGCGCCGCUGUAUCACGCCCGCACCGCAGCCCUGGAACUGGCACGCAACACCGGGGCCGUGGUGGUCCUGGGCAGCGCAACACCCUCGGUGGAGACCUACUACCACGCCUCUCGCGGGCGGGUCCGCCUGCUGCCCCUUCCCUACCGCGUGGUGGCGGGUGAAGCUCCGGGCGGCUCCCCGGUACCGGCCCGCGCUCCCCUGGCCCGGGUCGACCGCGCCCUUUCCGACGCCCUGCGUCAGUGCCUCGCCGACGGCAACCAGGCCAUCCUCUUCCUGAACCGGCGCGGCUCAUCCUCGAUAGUGCAAUGCCGGGACUGCGGGCACGUUGCCUCCUGCCGACGCUGCACCACCUCGCUGACCUGGCACUCCGGCCCAGCCCGUCUGCUGUGCCACCAGUGCAACUAUUCGCGGCGCCCGCUGGAACAGUGCCCCGAGUGUCGCAGCGCCCGCAUACGUCAGCUGGGAAUAGGGACCGAACGCGUCGUCGCCGAGGUCAGUGAACUCUUCCCCGGCGUCCGGGUCGACCGCCUGGACUCCGACGCCGCUCGCUCCGCAGGCGCCGCCGAGGACGCCGUGGCACGGUUGGCCUCCGGCGAGACCCAGGUGCUGGUGGGCACCCAGAUGGUCGCCAAGGGGUUGGAUGUGCCCAACGUGGCAUUGGUGGGCGUGGUCCUGGCCGACAUUGGGCUCCACGUCCCAGACUUCCGGGCGGGUGAGCGGGCCUUCAGCCUGCUAUGCCAGGUCUCCGGACGGGCAGGCCGAGGCGACAUUCCCGGCCGGGUGUUCGUCCAGACCUACAACCCUGACCAUUACGCAAUCCAGGCCGGUGCCGGGCAGGACUACAGGGAAAUGUAUGACCAGGAAAUCGAGUCCCGCCGGCAGUUGGGGAACCCGCCCUUCAACCAGCUUGCCCACGUUGUCUACCAGAACUCCGACGCCGAUGCAUGCCAGCGCCAGGCCGUUGCCAUUGCCGACGAGCUGAAGCGCAGGGCAACCGCUCAGGGUCGCACCGACAUCGAUGUCACAGGCCCGGCCCCUGGUUUGCCGCCGCGCCUUCGAGGCCGCCACCGCUGGCGCCUGCUGCUUCGCGGACGCAAUCUGCCCGAGUUCCUGGAUGAUGUGGACUUCCCCGCGGGUAGCACCGUCGACAUCGACCCCGCGCACGUCACCUGA
This is a messenger RNA of Geodia barretti, 1545 nucleotides long. The record is from the annotation of a GenBank genome assembly. Lineage: Eukaryota; Metazoa; Porifera; Demospongiae; Tetractinellida; Geodiidae.